Erigeron canadensis is the source of this 2737-nucleotide messenger RNA. RefSeq names its product receptor-like protein kinase 7. The transcript has 2 exons. The record is from RefSeq and is a predicted model, not a curated record. Bases 53 to 2683 code for a protein of 876 amino acids. Gene Ontology annotation, molecular function: protein binding. Lineage: Eukaryota; Viridiplantae; Streptophyta; Magnoliopsida; Asterales; Asteraceae. Gene Ontology annotation, cellular component: plasma membrane.
UAAAUCAAAAACAAACCCAUAAAUUCAGUAACACCCUGCACGUCCAUUUAUCAUGUUGCCUGAACCAGCCAUCAACACUCACCGGACACGCAACUUCAUCGUUCUUCUUCUGCUAGGACUUAUAUCCGUUGCGAGUUCAGAUGAGUUCGAGCUUUUGUUAACUCUCAAAACUGCCUUAUCCGAAUCAAAAACAAAAGUAUUUGACUCAUGGAACUCAAAUAAUUCUAUAUGCAACUUUACUGGAAUCACUUGUGAUGAUACUUUAUCAUCAGUUAAAGAAAUCGAGUUAUCGAAUCAGAAUCUUGUUGGUUCGUUUCCUUUUGAUUCCAUAUGUCAACUUAACCUGUUACAAAAGCUUUCUUUUGGGUUCAAUAAUCUGCACGGUUUUGUAACACGAGACCUCAACAAAUGCUCGAAGUUAACUUACUUGGAUCUCGGAAAUAAUUUGUUUUCGGGUUCCUUUCCUAGUAUAUCUUCCAUGAAUGGGCUUUUAUAUCUUUACGUGAAUAAUAGCAGAUUCACAGGAGCUUUUCCAUGGGCUUCACUAGAAAACAUGACAAAGUUGGUCGUGUUAAGUGUCGGAGACAAUCCAUUUGAUCAAACUCAUCAGUUUCCAAAUGAAGUUUUGAACUUGACCCGUUUGAACUGGUUAUACAUGUCAAAUUGUCGUAUUGGGGGUGAGAUUCCAACUGGUAUAGGCGAACUCACAGAGCUAAGAAAUUUAGAGAUUUCAAUGAAUAACAUAACUGGAGAGAUCCCAAGUGAAAUUGGUAAGCUAGUGAACUUAUGGCAGCUUGAGCUUUACACCAAUAAUCUGACGGGUAAACUUCCAAUCGGGCUACGUAACUUAACUAACCUUGAAGUUUUCGAUGCUUCCAUGAAUUUUCUUCAAGGGGAUCUUACUGAAAUUAAGUUUUUGACUAAACUCAAAAACUUGCAGUUAUUCGAAAAUGAGUUUGUUGGUGUAGUUCCCCCCGAAAUAGGAGUAUUUAAGCAACUUGUAUACUUAGUGUUGUUUCAAAACCAAUUAACUGGGCCGCUUCCUAAGCAGCUUGGUUCGUGGUCUUAUUUUAACCUUAUAGACGUGUCUGAAAAUUUUCUCACUGGAGAAAUUCCUCCGGAUAUGUGCAAGAAUGGGAAGAUGACUAAACUACUUUUACUUCAGAACAACUUCACGGGUCAGAUCCCGAGAAGUUAUUCUGAUUGUAAGACACUAACUCGGUUUCGUGUGAGUGACAACAUGCUUUCUGGUGUUGUCCCUAAUGGAAUAUGGGGGCUUCCUAAAGCUGAAAUUAUUGAUAUUGCUAAUAAUUUUUUGGAAGGAAGUAUUACAUCAGAUAUACAGAAUGCAAAAACAUUGGGGCAGAUAUUUGCAGCUCAUAAUCGUUUAUCUGGUGAAUUAGUACCCGAGAUUACAAAGGCUAAUUCGUUGGUUAUGAUUGAUUUAAGUCAUAACUAUAUUUCAGGGAAAAUACCAGAAGCAAUAGGUAAUCUAACAUCCCUUCUUUAUAUAAUUCUUGAUGACAAUAUGUUUCAUGGAACCCUCCCACAGUUACCUAUCAACAUAAUUGCAUAUUCUAUAAACAAUAAUACAAUUGUAGGAGAAAUCCCAUCUUCUUUUUGCAAUUCAAGAUUUUUGCAAGUUUUUCAAGUGUCACAUAAUUACAUUAGCGGUACACUUCCACAUUGUUUUUGGAAUGAUAGUUUACUGACUAGCCUAAACCUAUACGAUAACCAAUUACAUGGACCGGUGCCAAGAAGCCUUAUGCAUUGUGCAUUUUUAGAAGUGUUGAAUCUUGGUGAGAACAUGUUAAGUGACAUGUUUCCGUCCUGGCUUGAUGCUCUUCCACAACUACAAGUUCUUGUCCUUAGAAAUAAUAUGUUUCAUGGCACUGUCCAGACCUUAACGAACAUUCAAUCUCCCUUUCCCCAACUAAGAAUCCUUGACCUCUCUGGAAACAUGUUUACGGGUCAUUUGCCAUGGAAGUAUUUUGAGAAAUUUACAGCGAUGAUGGAUAUUAGUGUUGGACAAGACCGUGUACCAGAAUACAUGGGUGGAGAUGGAUUAUAUACAGAUAGCGUAGAGCUUGUUGUGAAAGGAAUGGAAUUGACAUUUGAGAGAAUUCUCACAGUGUUGACAACUAUUGACCUCUCAAACAACAAAUUCGAAGGAGAGAUUUCAAAUAGCUUUAGAAUGCUGAACUCUCUUCGUUAUCUCAACCUAUCUCACAACCAUCUCAAUGGAAAAAUCCCUACAACAUUUGGAAACUUGACAAAUCUCGAGUCUUUAGAUCUAUCUUUGAACAAGCUCAAUGGAAAGAUCCCUUCAGAGCUAACUAGGCUAACCUUUAUGGCGUUUUUUAACGUUUCAAGCAAUCAACUCAGUGGAACCAUACCUCGAGGGGGACAAUUCAAUACAUUUGAAAACACUUCAUACCAAGUAAACCCGAUGUUGUGUGGAUUUCCUUUGACAAAAAACUCUGGAGGCAAUGAUGACCGGACUAGUCCAUUGUUAGCAGAACAAGAAGAUGCUUCAGCCUUUUUUGAAGGGUUUACUUGGAAAUCUGUUGUCAUGGGAUAUGGAUGUGGUAUUGUAAUUGGUAUAAGUUUAGGAUAUCUUAUGUUCAAAACCCGAAAGCCAAAAUGGGUUAUGAAGAUAGUUAAUGAGCAAAAGCAAGCAUAGAGAUGUUGAGCAAAAGAUUAGAACCAAGACGACUUGAUCAAAUACAAGUAGUAC